CGCCCUCCAAACGAACCGUGCAUCAUUGGUCCAAUAAAACGGGACGUUUUCUGUCCUGCACCAUCCUCGGCCUCCACGCAUCGGCCCACUGCGAUGCACUGACUCGCUUCUAAUCCCUUUUUGAUGAACUUGGUUAAUGGACCUCCUGCAGUGACUUUGGCUCUGUUCAUUAGGCAGCACACGACCUUCUCCACGCCCCCGGAUCACGCAAGCCGCGUCCCCGUCUCUCAGGUCCAUAAAUUCCCGUCCCAAUGUUGGGAAGUUUGAACUUGUACUUAAGAUCCCAGCGCUAACUGGUUCUGGUUCAGAGGAAGAAGAGGAGCCAUGCCACCGCGUAAAAGCCUGUUUGCGCCCUUCAACCCGGGAAACCUAGAGGGUGGGGUCGGAAACGUGGCCCCAGUGGAUCUCGGCGGGGACAUCCACGCCCUGCUGCAGCGGACCCGAGCGCAGGAGCAAGCCGAAGCACCCCGCACCAGAGACGGUCGCGACUUCUGCGAGGCUCCAUGCACCAUCGUGGAGCUUCGGCUGGGGCCCACCGGGAGCGAGCUGCACUAUCUGCAGCCGGACAGGUGCGCACUGGAGAGGGCGCAGAGGCGGCGGCGCCUGGCCGCUAACGCCCGGGAGAGGAGAAGGAUGCUCGGGCUGAACGUCGCCUUCGACCGGCUGCGGAGCGUCAUUCCGAACCUGGAGAGCGAGAAGAAGCUGUCCAAAUCUGAGACUCUGCAGAUGGCCCAGAUUUACAUCAGCACCCUGACUGAGUUGCUGCAGGACGGAGCCGGGGCCUGCGGGUCUCCGGAACCGAACAGAGUCGGACCGGGACCUGAUGGUGAGGUCCGGAAAGGGGAGAGGAGCAGAUAACCGGGUCAUGUGAGAGAAACUGAGAGACACUAAAGACUCAAACUUUUACUGUUUUCUAAUGAUUGUAAAUAAAUGUAGCAGUAAGG
This is a messenger RNA of Girardinichthys multiradiatus, 944 nucleotides long. RefSeq names its product atonal bHLH transcription factor 1c (gene atoh1c). The record is from RefSeq and is a predicted model, not a curated record. NCBI's taxonomy places the organism in Eukaryota, Metazoa, Chordata, Actinopteri, Cyprinodontiformes, Goodeidae. Gene Ontology annotation, molecular function: protein dimerization activity. Bases 325 to 858 code for a protein of 177 amino acids. The transcript has a single exon.